This is a messenger RNA of Telopea speciosissima, 3508 nucleotides long. RefSeq names its product protein argonaute 2-like. Gene Ontology annotation, biological process: regulatory ncRNA-mediated post-transcriptional gene silencing. Gene Ontology annotation, cellular component: cytoplasm. Gene Ontology annotation, molecular function: protein binding; RNA binding. The transcript has 5 exons. The record is from RefSeq and is a predicted model, not a curated record. Lineage: Eukaryota; Viridiplantae; Streptophyta; Magnoliopsida; Proteales; Proteaceae. Bases 41 to 3379 code for a protein of 1112 amino acids.
UGUCAUACUUUUAGCGCCAUUACUUCAGUUCUGUGCUUCGAUGGAGAACUAUGGAAGAGGUAGAGGGAGAGGUGGAGGAAGGAACCCUGGAGGAGGGAGAGGUGGAGAAAGGAACCCUGGAGGUGGAGGGAGGGGGAGGGGACAAAACCGUGAUCAACAUUACGGUUCAAAUCCUUCCAACUUCCAGAGUUUCCCUGCUCAGCAGAGGGAAUUUCUACCGGCCGGCCAGGAUCUUAGUUUCAGGCAAGGACCCGCUACGUAUCAGGGUCAGUCUGGCGAACCCAGAAGGCCGAUUUCAGGAGAUGAUUGGAGGUUAAGGCAAGGACCCAGUUCGAGUCAGGGUCAAUUUGCAGAACCCACUAGGCCGGCUUCGGCUUGGGUAGGUUCGCCAUGGGGAAGUAGUAGAGGGAGUCACAGUGGAGGUGGUGGCUCCAUUGGUUCUGGACGUGGUGGAGGCGCGUGGAAUAAUGUUCCUGGUAGUUCCACGUGCUCUGGUUCUGUCUCUGGGAAAAAUGGAGGGAAAUGGAUAUCGACUGAUAUCCAUUCUCCUUAUGUGCUCCGCCAAGAUAUGUUUUGGAUUUCCAAAGCAAAUCUCUGGUCCCGAAAAAUCUCCAUUAAGUUGAGAGCAAUGGACUAUCCAGUGACUCUCUCUUCGCAUGCAUUGCCUAGCAUCUUGACUAAUUUCCUUUUCUAUUUUGAAUCUCACUCUACAGAUCCACCAAUUUCAGAGCUAAGAUCUCUGGAUAUUUCACGUUCACUGCCACAACCACCUCCUCCUGAAUCAGGGAAUAUUGUCCCUGUUAAACGGCCUGAUGAUGGUGGAACAUCUUAUGUCCGAAAGCUUCACCUUCUUGUUAAUCAUUUCCCCAUCGAGUUCAAUCACCAUAUGACUAUGUUGCAAUACAACAUUGAUGUUGAGCCAGAGAUGCCACCCAAGCAUGGUGGACCUUCACGAGUUUCGAAUUCAGAAAUUCGUUUGGUAAUGAACAAAAUAUUCUCUGAUGAUCCGAUGCAGUUUCCGUCUUCCAUGACUGCUUAUGAUGGAGGAAAGAUAAUCAUAAGUGCAGUAAAUCUACCCAUUGGGAAAUCUAGGGUGGAUGUGCCAAAGGGUGAGGCCGUCAAGUCAUAUAUAUUUAGUAUAGAGUUGGUGAAGAAGCUAGAGCUUGGAAAGUUGAUGGACUACAUGAAUGGAACACUCCCACUUAUCCCCCGUGCAAUCUUACAGGGGAUGGACCUUGUCAUGAAAGAGAACCCAAAGAAGCAUUGUGUUCAAGUUGGCCAGGGCUUUUACUCCAUGAAUUACAGAAGGAAUGAUGAUCUUGGUUGUGGAGUCGUAGCAUGCAGGGGUUUUCAGCAGAGCUUGAAGCUCACUUCCCAGGGGCUGGCCUUAUGUGUGGAUUACUCUGUUCUACCAUUUCGGAAGCCAGUUCCAGUUCUAGAAUUCCUCCAACAGCGCGUGGCUGGGUUCUGUACUGAUCGUAUUGAUAACAAUUUGAGGCAUAGUGCUAAGAAGGAAUUGAAAGGGUUAAGAGUGACAGUGACUCACAGGAAAACCAACCAAAAGUUUACAAUCAUGGGAUUAACAGGUCCCACAGGGAACGAUUUGACUUUCUCACUCGAGGACCGGGAUGGUAUUAAUCCACCUCAAGAGGUUCGACUAGUGGAUUAUUUCAGAAACAAAUACAACAAGGAGAUCAAAUUCAAAAAUCUACCUUGCUUGGAUUUGGGAAAGAGUGGUAAUGUACCUAUGGAGUUGUGUGUGUUGGUAGAGGGGCAGAGAUAUCCAAAGGAUCAACUGGGAAAGAAUCCAGCAACAAAAUUGAAGGACAUAUCACUGCCGAAGCCUUGGGAAAGAAUGGAUGUUAUAUAUGACCUGGUUCAAGCAAAAGAUGGUCCUCUCGGAGGAGAAACGAUUCACAACUUUGAAAUUGAAGCCAGCACAGAGAUGACACAGGUGAUUGGCCGGGUCAUCAGAGCACCUAAUCUGAAACUUGGUGAUAAUCGUGGCAGGGCAUGUAAAUUCACUCCAAACAGGGAAGACUGCCAGUGGAACCUUCUUGACAGAACUGUCUUAGAAGGGAAGAACAUUGAGAGGUGGGCGGUCCUCGAAUUUAGUUCAUCUGAUCGGAGGUUCGAGCCAAACUCUUUGAUCUAUGAUGAGUUUGUACACCAAUUAAUGAUGCGGUGCAGAAAACUUGGGAUCCACAUGAAGAAUCCUCUCUUCCAUGAGCUAUCUGAUAUGCGUGUGCUCUCUGAUACUGACAUGCUUCGUAAGCUGCUUAAUGAUGUAUAUGAUAAGGCAAAUCACCAGUUGCAGAUUCUUGUUUGUCCAAUGAUAGAAAGACAUCCGGGUUAUAAUGCUCUCAAGUGGAUUUGUGAGACACAGGUUGGCAUAGUGACACAAUGUUGUUUGAGCAACAACUGCAACAUGACUAAAGAUCAGUACCAACCUAUUGAGAAAAAAAAGAAAAAAUUGGACCAGUACCUGGCAAACCUUGCUCUUAAGAUCAAUACAAAGCUUGGAGGAAGCAACUUUGAGCUCUUUGACCGUCUUCCACGUCUUGAAGUUGAUGAACAUGUGAUGUUUAUUGGGGCUGAUGUCAAUCAUCCAAGCGCAGGAAAUGCAUCAAGCCCGUCUGCUGCAGCUGUUGUUGCAACUGUAAAUUGGCCUGCUGCAAACAAGUAUGUAGCACAGUAUCGUCUUCAAAAGCAUCGAACUGAGAGGAUCCUGGAAUUUGGGGAGAUGUGUUUGGAGCUAAUAAACAAAUAUGCUGAGCUCAACAAAGUCAAGCCGAAGAAAAUCAUAGUGUUACGUGAUGGGGUCAGCGACAGCCAGUUUGAUAUGGUUUUGAAUGAAGAAUUAAUGGAUAUCAAAAAGGCAAUUCAAUGUGAUGGGUAUUCCCCAACCGUCACACUUGUGACUGCACAGAAGCGUCACCAAACUCGUCUCUUCCCCAUGGAUGAGAAUCAAGGAGCCCGUGGUGGUAAUGUUUUCCCUGGGACGGUUGUGGAUAGAACCAUUGUGCACCCUUGGGAAUACGACUUCUACCUUUGUAGCCACUAUGGGCUCCUAGGAACAAGCAAGCCGACGCACUACUACUGCCUUUGGGAUGAGCACAAGUUCAGUUCAGAUGAGUUGCAACAGAUAAUAAACAACCUGUGCUACACCUUUACUCGAUGCACAAAACCUGUGUCGUUGGUUCCACCUGCAUACUAUGCCGACAUUCUGGCAUUAAGGGUACGACAGUACUAUGAAGCUUGGGAGGUUGAUUCUGCUACUUCAUCAUCUUCAUGUUCAUCCUCAUCUAUUUCACCUCAAUUCGAUCCAAAGAUCUUCAAGCUGCACAGUGAUCUUGAGAACGCCAUGUUCUUCUCUUAAAGGUCCAAAUGGAUGCAGUCCACCAAUCAGGUUCAAUCUCCUUAUCUAUAUGGCCUUGCAUAGUUGAGGAGUUUGUGCGUGAAUCUAAAAGAUUCUACUUUGAAUCCUCGAGGUUCUAGUUUGAGUCCC